This is a messenger RNA of Biomphalaria glabrata, 3008 nucleotides long. RefSeq names its product WW domain-binding protein 2-like. The record is from RefSeq and is a predicted model, not a curated record. The transcript is spliced from 7 exons. Bases 158 to 946 code for a protein of 262 amino acids. Lineage: Eukaryota; Metazoa; Mollusca; Gastropoda; Planorbidae. Gene Ontology annotation, molecular function: transcription coactivator activity; chromatin DNA binding. Gene Ontology annotation, cellular component: nucleus. Gene Ontology annotation, biological process: positive regulation of DNA-templated transcription.
UCCUCUUCCGGUUUGACGUCAUUAUUGUAUCAAAACAUUUUGUAAUUCAGUAAACAGAAAAAGAGUCAGACAGAUCCAAAUAUUCAUAACAUUAAAUCUAGUCCCGAUAGAUAUCUAGUCUAGACUAUAUACUUCUAGGCCAGACCAAAGGCGAAGCAUGUCACUUAAUAAUUCUCAUGCUCAUGGUGGAGUAUUGAUAUAUGCUGGUGAAAGAAUACUCAUUUACUAUGAUGGUAUUGAAAUGACAUUUGAAGGUCCUCCAUCUGUUACUCAGAUGAAGGGAAAGAAAAAAGGAAGAAUAUUUCUGACUACACACAGAGUGAUAUUCAACAGUUUAGACAGCAAAGACCAAAUGCAAUCAUUUUCAUUUCCUUUCUUGCUUAUGAGAGAAGUCGAACUAGAGCAACCAAUAUUUGGAGCUAACUAUAUCAAAGGGAGAAUAAUAGCGGAGACUAUGGGAAACUGGGAAGGAGAGGCUAAGUUUAAAAUGCAUUUUACUCAUGGAGGUGCUAUUGAGUUUGGAAAGGCCAUGUUACAUGCUGCAUCUCUAGCUUCACGAAACAGACCAACCAAUCCUCCACCAUACCAAGGACCACCUAGUUCAAAUUACUAUGCUGCACCUCCACCGGCUUAUGAGCCUCCGAGAAAUUCCUAUUAUUCUUGGGUGCCAUAUGAAACCUUUCCUACUGCACCACCUGCUGAUGGUGUGUAUAUGUACCAAGCCCCUCCACCUUAUCCAGGAGUAGAUCCAAACCUUGCCUAUCCACCACCAUCAGCCCCUAUGGCUAAUGGUCAUGAUGCUAAAGCUCAAGAAGCAGCAGCCAGUGCUUAUUAUGAUCCAUCAAAUCAGCAUAAUUUGUAUGCACCAGCUGCAUAUGGAAUGGCCCCACCUACAUAUCCUGGACCUCCACCCGCUUACAGUGAAUACGAGAAAAAGUCAAACUAGUCAGAUGAUCCAAUCGGAAGCACAUCUUUUGUUCAUUAUGUAUUAAUCGUGUAAUUUUUAGAUAUUAAUGAUUAUUUUUACAACUAUAUUUGUUUAAAAACAUGAAGAUAUAAACUGCAGAGUACUCUCCUUAAACACUAUUUAAUGUUGAAAUGUAUUAUACAGAAAAAAAAAAUUGAAUAUGUAUAAUUACAAUGUGACUUAGAAGAGAUCAGAAACCUGCCCACAAAACUUGUGUCUUGCUCUUUUGUAAAGAAAGAUUGUCACACCUUUGAACUAAGUUCUUCUAUAUACUGAUUUCAUUCAAUAGGAUGAUUAUUUUGAACAUAUACAAAAUUAGUCCAACACUACCGUCUUUCAUCUGAAUCCCAAACAUGUCUUUGGUAAUUAGGGCUCAGAAAAAAAAACUAUUACAAUAAAACAAUUCUGUAUCUUUGGGAUAACAACAUAAUUGUUUUUUUUACCAAUCAUCUCAAUUGACAAAAUUUAGCAUUCUACCUACAAAGUUUAUAUGAGACAUUUCUGAUAAAAAAUUGUAUAGGUUAGUAAUUAAAAAUCUCUUUGAUUAGCAACAUUUUUAUAUAAUUUUUUGUUUUUAAUUUGAAGUUUCACUUUGUGUAUUGAUUGACCAAUGCAUUGUAUAUAUCUUUCAUUCUGUAUUGUGUUUCAUGCUGACAUGCAUUUUUUCCCUUUUUUUUUAAUAACUUUAUUGUACACUAAUGCUUUAUGAAUGGCUCUAUUACAAUUGUAAAGGUGACUGCUUGAAUUGAUGCUUUGAGAAUGACAGUGUGAACAAAUAACCUUGAAAAUACAAUGUUUAAAGGCUUCUCAACAUUUUUUUUUUUUAAAGAUAAUAUGAUUUCUAAGUGGUUCAGUAUUAUAUGUGCAGUGAAUCAAUUGAAUAUCUUAACUCUUAGGUGAGAGUUUUAAUAAAGCUCAUUUUAGAAGUCUUUGUAAUUUUUAUUUUUUUUGAGUCAGUUAAUUGAUAUCCAGGACCAUAGCUAGAGCUGGGGAAGUAAUUAAGCUAAGUCUCAAAGCAACUUCAGUCACUAAAAUAUUUAACAUAUAGUAUUUACUAUGUUUUGGCUGUGUUCAUAACUUGAGGCUGAUUUUGUUUUCUAUACAAUGUGAUAGCCUGUACAUUUGAUUCCAUGUUUGUCACUUUUUUUUAAUGGCCUAUGAAGUGCAAAUGUACAUCCUGAUGGGUUGAUCAUUUAGCUAAUCUCUUCAAGCAUCACAUUUGCUGACUUGCUUGUCUGUUACUGUCAAAACUUUCCUCAGUAGCAUUAAAUAGGAUCAUGUUUUCUCAAUUUUAUUAACCUAGGCUAUUUGCUAACUGGAAUUAUUUUGUUGUUUCUUUGUUAGCUUUUUGUGUCAACCCAAAACAAAUUUGUUAUGAGUCUUAGAAUAGAGGCUAGUGUAUUAAUGGUUGAGUGUAACAUGGAGUAUGAACUCCCUUUGAUAGGGCUUGCUUGUAACUAAUGUGUGGCCAAGGAAUGAUGCACUGAGUGAUUCCACCAUCAGGCAAAAUAAUUUUGAUAAGAGAAUGAGAGAUGUUUCCGUUCUCUUUGCUUUGUGUAGGUUUUGACCCUCUGAGAAGGAAGUGGUUCAAGGCUAGAAAGACCAAACUCUAGUUUACAGCCUUGACUAGAAGUUUUGCUUUUUGACUAGUGCAAGUUAAAUGUUCUAUUGACUAAACGGCAGUUCAAGUAAUUAAUUUGUUUUCAACAUAAAACAAAGUUAAAGACUAAUCUUUUAGGUUUGAAAUUUCACAGUAGUUAACAGUAUUAAAAUUGAAAUUAGUGGUAAUUGUUAUUACAGUUUUAGGGAUUUAUUUAUGUUUGUACAUACAAUAUUUAUUGGAACUGUCUACGGGGAAAGGCUAUGUAUGCUUUGUAUCUUGAAGUUAUUGUUAUGUUCAUUUCUUUCCCCCAAGAGUAAAGAAAAAACAAAACGAAAAACACUGACUAUAUUACUUUGAUAAUUAACUGUGAUGUUACAAAUUGUCAUUAAACUACUAAUGUCAUUUUUGUAUUGGUUAUUAAAAUAGGGUUAUCCAUUG